Trichechus manatus latirostris (Florida manatee) is the source of this 2236-nucleotide messenger RNA. RefSeq names its product CD244 molecule (gene CD244). The transcript is spliced from 9 exons. Bases 118 to 1248 code for a protein of 376 amino acids. The record is from RefSeq and is a predicted model, not a curated record. Gene Ontology annotation, cellular component: external side of plasma membrane. Gene Ontology annotation, biological process: natural killer cell activation involved in immune response. Lineage: Eukaryota; Metazoa; Chordata; Mammalia; Sirenia; Trichechidae. Gene Ontology annotation, molecular function: MHC class I protein binding.
GCUGGACAGGCAGUGAAGCAGUCUGCUUCACCUCUCCCUCUGCUCUCAGGUGGCUGCAGAACGGAGGCCUGCAGAUUGCCCAGUGAGACAGAGGACCCAGCCUGGCUGCUCUGUCCUAUGGGCAUGUUGGAACAAGCUCUCACCCUCAUGCUCCUCCUGCUCCUCAUGGGACAUUGGGGCCAAGGUUCUGCUGACCAUGUGAUUCACCCCUCGGGAGAAUCUCUCUGGUUACGGCCACCCAACCUGGAGCUAAAUAAAGCAUACUCUGUCCAAUGGAAGGUGCAGUUCUCCUCAUCUGCAAUAUGUGAGAUACUGACUUGGAGAGGUAAUUGCAGUUGGACGCCUACACCUUGUGUUUUGGAGCAUUUCAACAACACACUCAAGUUUAUAUGCAAAGAGUUGGCUAUUCUCAUCGAGGGAGCUCAGCAGCAGGACAGCGGCUUCUACUUCCUGGAGGUCACCGACAAGUCGGGGAAAAUACAGAAAACCAAGUUCCAGGUUUCUGUGUUGGAACCUAUUGAAAAGCCCGACUUGCAGGGGAGGUUGAAGGAGCUGGAUGAUGGGACGUGUCAGCUGAAUCUGUCUUGCUCAGUCUCCAGGGAUGAGAAUGUGAGCUAUGCUUGGUACAAAGGGAAGAAGUUGAUCCAGCCAUGGGGGAACCUCACCCACCUGGUGGAGCACAUUGAUGUCAACGGCUUGCACAUAUACACCUGCAAUGUCAGCAACUCUGUCAGCUGGGCAAACCACACUCUCAUCCUCCCCGGGGACUGUCUGAGGACUCAACAGAAUGUCAUAUUUCCACGCCUUCUGGUGAUCAUCUUCGCGAUUCUGCUAGUCAUACUAUGCCUUGGCACCCUCAUCAGCUUCUGCGUGUGGAGGAGGAAAAGGAAGCAGUCAAGUGAGAGCACAGAGGAAGAAUGUCGGACAGUUUAUGAACGUAUCAACCAUCUGCCACUCAGGAGAAAUCAAGAGCAGGAGCAGGAGCAGGAGCAGGAGCAGAAUUCCUCUAGAGAAGACCGCACCAUCUACUCCAGGAUCCAGUCCCAGAAAUCUGCUUCCCUAUUACCAAAAAAUGAAAAUACAGUAUAUUCAACAGUACAGUCUUUCCAGAAGUCUGGGUCCAAGAAGAACCACGGUCCUUCUUCCCGUUGUACCGUCUAUGAAGAGGUUGGAAAGAGACAACUCAGAGCCCAGAACCCUGCUCGACUGAGCCGCAGGGAGCUGGAGAACUUUGAUAUUUAUUCCUAGUUGCUACAGCUGUUCUCACCUCUCUUCCAUACGAGCAUCUGCUUUGGGAAUAUGCUCAAUGGAUGAUGCCACAUGAGCCUCUACAGAACAGUUUUUAGUCUGGAAAGGAUAUGGGAGUUUGUUCAUGGUCUCUGUUUUGUUUUGAGAAGGAUUUCUAAUAGCCAUUAUAAGAGCAAGGCUGUUAAAUAGUAUCUUCCAACUUACAGGUGGGGACAAGAAGAGGUGGAGAGAUUGGGUAGUUCACAAAAGGCUCCAGAGCAAGUCCAAGUACCUGUAAUCUAUAAUGUGCUAUGUAAAUGUAGGAUGUUACUAUGAUUUGCAUCCAGAUUCCCUUCCCCUCGUUUUCUAAUCUGUUACUUAUCUCCCUUCCUUCCUGAACUGGGAUUACUAUAUUUCUAUACCCUUCCCCUGCCCAGGCCCAUUUCCCAAACCAAGAAAAAGGGAAGAUAACGAUGACUUAGAGGAAUCAGCCCCUUUAGUGAGGUUGGGCUAGCUGGUGGUAAGCAGACUGGCAGGUUCCCCAAGGUGGCCAGGGCCUGGACUUUAAUCAAAUAUAGAGGAAAAGCUUUCCCUCCGCAUGUUAUACCUUUACCUCUGGCUGGUUGGUCACAAGUGGGACUGGGCAGGAGUGAGAGUAGAUGGUGCAAAGCAAGCCCAUCUCUGAGUAAGAUCCCCUCUCUCCCCACCAAAAUCCAGCUAAUAACAGGGCAGUGAGGCCAGCUUUGUCUACGCUAUGAUGUUUGAUUUAUAAAGACACAUUACUGGAAAUCUAUUUUGGAUUCUUCACAAUUUUCUCAGAAGCUACAUUCUAUUAAAGUUCCCAAUCCUGUUAAGUCUCCCCAUCGUACACUGGAGAGAGGGCUCAGACAGCUGAGUGCUGCAGAUGAGGCAAUUGGCGACUAGACGCUAUGCUGAGCUCCCCUGAACCUUCAGGCUAGUUCCUUCAACAAGACUAUGGGGAGCAUGGCUGAGACUUUGAGCUCAGAAA